Messenger RNA from Eleginops maclovinus (Patagonian blennie), 2843 nucleotides. Its product is annotated as SLAIN motif-containing protein 1-like. Bases 87 to 1940 code for a protein of 617 amino acids. NCBI's taxonomy places the organism in Eukaryota, Metazoa, Chordata, Actinopteri, Perciformes, Eleginopidae. Gene Ontology annotation, biological process: cytoplasmic microtubule organization; positive regulation of microtubule polymerization; microtubule nucleation. Gene Ontology annotation, cellular component: microtubule plus-end. The transcript has 10 exons. The record is from RefSeq and is a predicted model, not a curated record.
UCAGUCUAAGGAGCGAGGUGAGCCGCAGCAGCUUACCUGUCCUCCAUUUCUCAUUCAAUCGUUAUAUUUUGUUGUGACCUGAUCCAAUGGAGGCAGCGGUUCUGAACCAUGCCAUGAUGCAGGACGUGGACUGCAACAGCAACACUGUGGACGCCGAGCUGGAGGUGAAGAAACUGCAGCAGCUGGUCCGAAAGCUGGAGCGGCAAAACGAGCAGCUCAGGACCCGAGCGAGUAGCUGCUCGGGGCCGCAUGUGCUGCCUCCGUCCCCGGGGAGCAUCCUCGCCGGCACCGGAGGGUUCUGCCUCCCCAGCCCGGUGCCCAUCCUGCUGUGUGAGUCGUCCUUGGGGUCUUCCCUUGAGGAGCCUUUCGACUAUUUCCACCCGCACUCCAGUGGGUAUGGAGCGGCUGAGGACGGAUCCGAAACGUCGGUUCUGGACGAGCUGGAACUUUUGGAUUUCGAUUCUCUGUGCUGCUCAGACGAGUCCGACGAAACCUGGUUGUAUGUGUCCUCAAAAGCCAGAGAGUGCUCCGAUAACUCCCUCUCAGCUCUGCAGUGGUGCCGGCAGGCCCUGGAAUCUCCCAAAUCGGAGGUGGAGGCCGCCCGGAGAUCGUUGUCCCUCAGACUGGAACAAGUCUCCAGGUGGCGUAGCUCCCUAUCCAGCCCCUCUCCCACCUCCUCCCCCGGCCUUCCUCUGAAUCGAGUAGCCGGCGUGUCCCCCCUCACGUCCUCCCCUUGUGCCAAACCCUGCUCCACCUUCCAGUCGUCUGAAAGACACGUUUCCUCCCUCUCUUCCCCGCUACUCCACCGGACGCUGAGUCCUGUAGGGAAGGAUUUUUCCCCCGUUUCUGAGAGGACUCCCACGUUCCUCCCCACGCAGCGCAAAGGCCGCAGCCUCCGGCGCUGUGCUCUCAGCCCGCAGUCAUCCAUGGACAGUGACCUUGGCUCUUCAGAGUUGGAGGACGACUCCAUCUCUCUGGGAUACAAACUGCAAGACCUCACCGACGUCCAGGUUAUGGCCCGCCUGCAGGAGGAGAGUCUAAGACAGGACUACGCCAGCACGUCGUCCAUCCUGGGCCCCCGCCGCAGCCAGAGCUUCACCUUCCAGCUCAGCCAGCUCAGCGCCGGGCUCGGCCUGGAGGAGGAAGACGAGGAGGAGGACGACGAAGACUACGGCCUCCUGCCCCCGCCGCAGCCGCGCCUCACCCGCCUGCCGCACUCGCACACUUUUUCCAGCAUCCGAGACUGGCGAAGAAGUACCAGCUCCCUGUCCACCCCGCCUUCCACCCCCUCCACCCCUCCUCACCUCUCCGCAGGGUUCGCCUUCCAGCCUCAGCUCCACACCCAGCCCGAGCUGCACGGCUUCCGGCCCGGAUCAGCCGAAUAUGAGAAUUUUCUGCGCAGGAGCAUGCCUAACCUCGUCCGAGCUCCCAGCAUGCCCAGUGUGCCCAUUCCAACCAAUCCUAGCGCUUCCCUUUGCUUGCUUCGAAACAGCCAGAGUUUUGAUUCGUCCAGCGGGCUAGCUCGCCUGCAGUCCUCCAUCCCCUCCCCAGGCCAGCUGCAGAACCGAGUCCAGAGCGUCGGGAACUUCUCCUCCAUGUCCCGGCAGACUCUAAAGGCCACCGCCUACGUCAGUCCCACCAUCAAGGGCUCCAUGCCGGCCUCUACCAGCCUCCACUCUCUGAACAGCAGCGGAGGAAGUGGCGGGGUGGGGACUGGCAUCCCUAUAAGCUGUAAAGCUCAAAGUGGAGGGGGGGCAGCCCCUUCCACCUCGCACACGCCCCGCAGCAGCCUGCCUCGGCCUGCCUCCUUUGUCAGCACAUCAAGCUCCACCCCUCGCAGCAAGGCGGCCCAAUCAGCACGAAGUUUACUGACACCUCCAAAGAGCUUGUCCACCUUCAGUGCCCUCCGCGAUAGCAACUGGAGAGACGGCUGCUACUGAGGAAGAGGAGCCGCCGUGCAGUGGAGGCCCCGCUGGCUGGGGUCACUCGCUUAACCAUUCUUCCAUUUGAACGGGUUUGACCAAAAAGUAACCUUGAAUUCUGCAUAAAUCCUGCAUAGAGAAGUGACCAAAGCUAUCUCUCCUGUCAUCCAUUUGAAUUCUAUGCAGAAUUCCUUAGGGGAAGGCCGGUUUUCUGGAUCUGACUGAAUAAAUGUCGGGUCUGAUUUUUGUCGGUGUGUGCCAAGUUGUUCCCUGACGCUCUUGUGCAAUAAACCCCUGGCUGUGGGGUACUAACCGCUGAAGAGGGCUGCCAGUUCUUAUGAAGUGAUCCUUACAAUACUGUAUUUAUUUCUAUAUUUAUUUUGAAGGACAUUUCUGACUAAUCAGGUGCUUUCCCUCUGGCAACAUGCGCCAAAGAUGCUGCUAAAAAUGAAUCUUGGUUUGGGCACAUUUGGUCGAAUUUUUAUUAAAGUAUGUAUUCAUGUACAAAUCUAACUAUUAAGUGUGCUAAUUAUAUAAAUAUAUAUUGAUGCAAUAUUUAAAUGUGACCAAAAGGAAAGAAUGUGUUUACAAUAAUUGUCUCACAAUAGAAUCACAAAUCGGUGCAUAACACUUUAAAUCAUUUUAACGCCCUUUAAAGGGAUUUGUUCUUGUUGCACUUUCUACUAAAUUUUCUCUUUACUAAUAAUUGCACUUUCUUUUGCAUUUGAUAUUCUGAAUUUAUAGGACAAACUGUUAAUUAAAUGUGGUUUUUUUUGGGCUUUCACAGUUAUACACGGCGUAAUGUAGCACCUUUUUUUUGUUUGUAAUGUGUUUUUAAAUGACCGUCACCAUGGCACAUUCCACAAAAACCUGAAACUUUUGUUACUGUGAACUGAACUGAAUGAAACAUUUUAAUAAAAC